Molecule: messenger RNA, 918 nt
Organism: Caenorhabditis remanei
Lineage: Eukaryota; Metazoa; Nematoda; Chromadorea; Rhabditida; Rhabditidae
Exons: 3
Coding region: 1-918 (305 amino acids)
Source: RefSeq, a predicted model, not a curated record
AUGCCUCUCCCCCUCUCUUAUCCCGGUUUUCGAUGUCUUUUAGAGUAUUUGGAGGCAGUUAAGCGAGCACAUAUUGUUGGCCGCUCUCCAGGCCUUCAAAAAGUGGAUAAAUUGAUUCCAUUACGUUUGAAGAAUCUUCAUACUAGCAGUGAAGAAAUGAAUUUCAACAAUUUGAUAAUUCGAUACUAUGAUAAAGAUGAACUGAAAUUCAAAACUGAUAAAAGAACAUUCAGCAGACAAAGAGCAGAGAGCCAAGAAGACAAAAGGAGGAAAUUUGUCAACUUUUUCUUCUGUGGAAGAUCAAUCAUCAUUGUGGACACACUAUGUUGGUUUGAUUUGUUCCCCGAUUUCUUGCCGGUCGAUAUGAAAUUUAGAGUGAAUUCGUUGACUGCGAUAUCCUAUUAUUUCAAUAUCGCAAUUCCUUUCAUUGACCCUCGUAGUUUUCCACUGAAAACUCUGGACACUUCUAUCGCCCACACCUCAUCCUUUGACAACCCAGUUGUUAAGCUAGCGAAAACCCUUAUUCUGUAUCUCGUUACUCGCUGGAACGUCACGGUUGAAGACCUUAAGAAACUUAGCAACCAAACAGUGAUAUUCGAAAAGUGUCACACGAGAAUAGAUUUGAUUCCAUUGAUCAAGUGUCAUAUCGAGGCAAAAAAAGAUAUUGGGACCACUUUUAUGAUUUCCACAGAACACAUAGGUCUCAUCGAUAUGAUGUUCCGCGAAUUUGAACAAGCGUUUGUUGAAUUCCAAUGCGAUUUACAAGGCGUCAGUGAGAGAUUCCUCCCGGGAUCCUCUAAGUUCUCCAUCCCAAUCAACAACGAGUCUAGAAUCCAAGUGUAUGUAAUCGAGGAUCAAGGCGUAGGUGGUAGAUGGAAAAUUGUAAUGAAACCAGUGUCUGGAGUUUCGGGACAUUAA